Messenger RNA from Acanthosepion pharaonis, 1029 nucleotides. Lineage: Eukaryota; Metazoa; Mollusca; Cephalopoda; Sepiida; Sepiidae. The record is from the annotation of a GenBank genome assembly.
AUGACACAGAAUUAUGUCCGCUUACCGAAAAGUGCAAGUGACGAGACCAUGUCUCAUUAUUACCAGGAAGAAAGAAAAGGUAACAACACAAUAUCAUUCUGUUCCGAUCUAUCUAUCUAUCUAUCUAUCUAUCUAUCUAUCUAUCUAUUGAGUGAUUCCCUAAUCACCGCUGUCACAUCAGCUGGAGUUCACACCCGCGAACUCCUAAUCUCCGCUGUCACAACUGUCCGAGACUACAGGUGGGAACCCCUAAUCUCCGUUGUCAUAACUGUCCGUGGCUGCAGGAGUCAUCCCCUAAUCGCCGCUGUCACCUCAGUCCGAGGCAGCUGGACCGCUUCACUAAUCCCUGUUGAGUUUACGAGAAUUUUCGUCGUUUCCUCCGGGGAACCUCGACUCAUUGACUUUUUAAACUUCAAUAAUUGUCCACACGUGGGUGCCUUUUCGGGCGCCAAGCUCCUCCUCCUCCUCCCCUUACGGACAGCCUCCAUACACGCACUAACGCAACAGGAUACGCAAUAUUCGCUAAGAGAGAGAGGGCAUUGUCACUCUCUCUUCUUUCACCUAAGACGCCCAUCCACCUAUCUAUCUAUCUAUCUAUUUCUGUCCCUUAUCUAUCUAUCUAUCUACCUAUCUCAGUAUUCCCCCCCCCCACACUCUGUUAAUUAUCUAUCUAUCUAUCUAUCUAUCUAUCUAUCUAUCUAUCUAAGUCUGUUAAUUAUCUAUCUAUUUAUCCAUCUAUCUAUCCAUCUAUCUAUCUAUCUGUUGCAUUUUCUUUCUUUCUUUCUUUCUUUCUUUGUCUAUUCAUAUCAAUAUAUGUAUGGCAGUCUGCUCAUUAUCUAUCUAUCUAUGUCUAUUCAUAUCAAUCUAUCUAUGACAGUAUUCUCAUUAUCUAUCUAUCUAUCUAUCUAUCUAUCUAUCUAUCUAUCUAUGGCAGUAUUCUCAUUAUCUAUCUAUCUAUCUAUCUAUCUAUCUAUCUAUCUAUCUAUCUAUGGCAGUAUUCUCAUUAUCUAUCUAUCUAUCUAUCUAUGA